AUGCAGGCUCCAGAGGGUGUGCAGAUCGACCUGGGCAAGGCCCAGGUCAUCGACAGUGUCCCCAAGGUGAUCAAAGAAGUGAAGUUUGGUGUCUUAUCGACUAAUGACAUUGUCGGCCAAGCGGUGGUGGAGGUUUCCGAUCGAAAGUUUUUCGAGCUGGAUCAGUCCCGAUCUGUUGUCGCGAAUGGACCUCUUGACCAGCGCAUGGGAAUUUCCAACAAAACUGACCUUUGCGCAACAUGCGGAAACAACCUCAAAGACUGCAACGGUCACUUCGGCCAUGUGAAGCUGGUUCUGCCGUCCUUCCACGUCGGUUACUUCAAGCGCGUCAUUGGGAUCCUUCAGGAGAUUUGCAAGGAAUGUUCGAACAUUUUGCUACCCGAAGCUGAGCGCCGCUCCUUCCUCCGGGACAUGCGCCGCCCGGGCCUCGAUAACCUGCGACGGACACAGAUCGCGAAGCGCAUCAACGACCGGUGCCGGAAAACUCGUGAAUGUCCAUACUGCGGAGCGAUCAAUGGUGUUGUGAAGAAGACCGGCACCAGUGCCCUGAAGAUCACUCAUGACAAAUUCCGUGCUUUCAAUGUCUCGACUUCUGUGAAGAAGCAAGCGCCGAUCAGCAAGGAUGUUUUCGACAACUCUUUCCUUGAGGCCAGAAGCGCGAAUCCAGAGGUCGAAAAACAUUUCAAGAAGGCGCAGGAUGAUAUGAACCCCCUUCGUGUUCUUAAUCUGUUCAAGAGAAUGUCCGACUCGGACUGUGAAUUGAUUGGCAUGAACCCAAAGGAGGCUCGUCCGGAGAUGUUCCUGUGGCAGUUCAUUCCCGCUCCACCGGUUUGCAUUCGACCUUCAGUAGGACAAGAUGGUGCGUCUACUGAAGAUGACUUGACUGCCAAGUUGGGCGAUAUUGUGCAAAGCAACAUCAACCUAAAAAAUGCUCUGCUUAAGGGUGCGCCAGUUCAGACAAUCAUGGAGUGCUGGGACUACAUGCAGCUUCAAAUUGCUGUCUACAUCAAUAGUGACGUGCCCGGUCUCAACAAAGCCGACCUCGGAAAACCGAUUCGGGGUUUCGUCCAACGCUUGAAGGGUAAGCAGGGUCGUUUUCGAGGUAAUCUGUCAGGAAAGCGUGUCGACUUCUCUGGUCGUACUGUCAUUUCACCCGACCCAAACUUGCGAGUCGAUGAGGUUGCGGUUCCGGAACUGGUCGCAAAGAACAUGACUUAUCCUGAACUUGUGACCAGAUACAACAAGGAGAAGCUGAGGCAACGUGUCUGCAAUGGCGCCAACAAAUGGCCUGGAGCGAACUUGGUCAUCAAGAAAGGAUCCGGCUUCCGACAGAUGUUGAAAUACGGCAACCUCGAGCAAAUGGCUAAUCAGCUGGAAGAAGGUGAUCUGGUUGAGCGGCAUAUUGAAGACGGCGACAUUGUGCUGUUCAACCGACAGCCGUCCCUGCACAAACUUAGUAUCCUAUCUCACUUUGCCAAGGUUCGACCUCAUAGGACCUUCCGACUGAACGAGUGUGUCUGUAACCCCUACAACGCCGAUUUCGACGGAGAUGAGAUGAAUCUACACGUGCCACAGACAGAAGAAGCCAGGGCAGAGGCGAUGGAGCUAAUGGGCGUGAAGAACAACCUUGCCACACCCAAAAACGGAGAGCCCAUCAUUUCCGCCAUUCAAGAUUUCAUCAGUGCCGCCUACGUACUGAGUAGCAAAGACAACUUCUUCAAUCGCGCUGCAUUCUCACAGAUCUGCCUUUACAUGCUUGGUCCUGAAACAAGAUUCGACCUUCCACCACCUUCAGUCCUGAAGCCCCAGAUGCUUUGGACUGGCAAACAAGUUUUCAACAUUCUCAUGCACCCCAACAAAGAUGAUCCCGUGCUGGUCAACUUGGAUGCUGCAUGCCGUGAGUUCAAGAUGCCAAAGGAUGGUCGUCCCAAGGACUUAGAUCCCAAUGAUGGUUGGCUCGUUAUCCGCAACUCGGAGGUCAUGUGUGGCGUGAUGGAUAAAUCUACGAUUGGUUCCGGAAAGAAAGACAAUGUUUUCUACAUCAUGCUCAGAGAUUAUGGACCUCCUGCUGCCGCAGAGGGCAUGAAUCGUUUAUCCAAACUUUCGGCACGAUGGUUUACCAACAUCGGCUUUUCCAUUGGCAUCGGAGAUGUUUACCCCAGCGCAGGGCUCGUUCAAUCAAAGAACGAUCUUGUGGAGGCAGCUUACGCCAAGUGUGACGAAGUCAUUGCUAAAUACAAGGCUGGGACUCUGGAGAAGUACCCUGGAUGUGACGAAUUGCAGACCAUGGAGAACCAGAUUUCUGGUAUUCUCAGUAAGGUCCGUCAACAAGCUGGUGACGAGUGUAUUCAACAGCUUAGCAAGUACAACUCGCCCCUGAUCAUGGCUACGUCUGGAUCCAAGGGUUCCAGUAUCAACGUGUCCCAGAUGGUUGCUCUUGUGGGUCAACAAAUUAUCGGCGGUCAGCGUGUCCAGGAUGGAUUCCAGGAUCGUACGCUACCUCAUUUCCCGAAGAACGCACGACAGCCUCCGUCCAAGGGUUUCGUGCGCAACAGUUUCUUCUCCGGUCUCGAACCACAAGAGUUCAUUUUCCACGCCAUGUCCGGUCGUGAAGGUCUAGUCGAUACCGCCGUUAAGACCGCCGAGACUGGAUACAUGUCUCGUCGUUUGAUGAAAUCUCUUGAGGAUUUGUCGUCUAUGUAUGAUGACACGGUCCGCAACUCGUCCGCCGCCAUCGUCCAGUUCCAGUAUGGCGAUGACAAGCUGGACCCGGUGGAUAUGGAGGGCAAGGCCAAGCCUGUCCAUUUCGACCGAACUUUUAUUCACUCGGAAUCCACGACAUAUGACAAUGACGAGCGAAGCUUGUUGCCGGCUGAGAUCAUGGAGGUUUGCGAAGAAAUGCUCUCAAAGGAACGUGCCAAGCUUCGGCGUAAGGACUUGCUCGGCAAUGACCUGGAGUACAUGGAUCGCAGUGACCAUGGUAUCGAUCAGCUCGAGAGCGCGCGUGAUUUCCUUGACUCUAUCCAAGAAUACGUGCAAAACAGAGCCGACAAGCUGACUUCUCGUGGGGGUGAUAUUGAUCCUUCCGAUCAGCGGAGCCGAAAGGCUUUGGACCACACGGGAAAGCUGACAGAAACCACGCUGAGGGCCUUCAUCACUGCCUGUCUGCUCAAAUACAAAAAGGCCCAGGUUGAGCCCGGUCAUGCCGUCGGUGCCGUCGGUGCCCAAUCCAUCGGUGAGCCAGGAACACAGAUGACACUGAAAACUUUCCAUUUCGCCGGUGUUGCUGGAAUGAGUAUCACACAGGGUGUUCCUCGUAUCAAGGAAAUUAUCAACGCCUCGAAGGAGAUCAGUACUCCUGUCGUGUCUUGCGAACUGGUCAAUAAAGAAAGCACCAUCGCUGCCCGCAUUGUCAAAGGACGCAUUGAGAAGACUUUCCUCCAAGACGUUAUUCACUCUAUCACGGAGUACUGGUCCCCCUCUGAUGCAUAUCUGAAGGUUGUUUUGAAUUGGAAGACAAUUGAAGAUCUGGCACUGGAAAUCACUACGCCACAGAUUGUCGAAGCGAUCAAGACUAGCAAGCGCUUCAAGGGAACCGACCUCAAAUUCUCAUGCAAACAGGCUUCAAUCAAAGUGCACAUGGAUCUCGAUCCGGCUAGCAAGUCAUCUCUUUCCAAGACGGAGAUUGCCGCCACCAGCGCCGAUCCCUUCCUGCGCCUGAAGCACUUGAAACGUCUCCUUCCUCAGAUUCAGAUCCUGGGUCAUCCACGUGCCACCCGUGCUAUCAUCCGCACAGACGAAACUUCUACCACCAACACUUUGCUCGUGGAAGGCUACGGGUUGAAAGAGUGCAUGACUACGAUGGGUGUGGACGGUCUUCGAACCCGCACUAACAACAUCAUGGAAGCCAGAGAUGUUCUCGGCAUUGAAGCCGCUCGAACUACGGUUGCUGUGGAAAUCAGCGAAGUCAUGAAGGACAUGGACAUCGAUCCUCGUCACAUGCAACUUCUGGCAGACGUGAUGACGUACAAGGGCGAAGUACUGGGUAUCACUCGUUUCGGUCUCGCCAAGAUGCGUGACUCGGUGCUUCAGCUUGCUUCGUUCGAGAGGACCUCUGAUCACCUUUUCGAUGCGGGUGGUGCUGGUCGCACCGAUCUCAUCGAGGGUGUUUCGGAAUGUAUCAUCAUGGGCAAGACCGUGUCACUCGGUACAGGCGCUAUGGAGGUGGUUCGCAAACUUAACUUCUACAAGGGCGAGAUUGGACCGCGGAAGACGGUCUUUGAAGAUGCCUGGACUGAACACUGCGACGAACCACUGGUUCGGAGGCCUAAGCAGAGGGUCCGGUAG
Molecule: messenger RNA, 4347 nt
Organism: Penicillium bovifimosum
Lineage: Eukaryota; Fungi; Ascomycota; Eurotiomycetes; Eurotiales; Aspergillaceae
Product: DNA-directed RNA polymerase III core subunit RPO31
Exons: 2
Coding region: 1-4347 (1448 amino acids)
Biological process (GO): DNA-templated transcription
Molecular function (GO): DNA-directed RNA polymerase activity; DNA binding
Source: RefSeq, a predicted model, not a curated record